Molecule: messenger RNA, 1859 nt
Organism: Salvia miltiorrhiza (redroot sage)
Lineage: Eukaryota; Viridiplantae; Streptophyta; Magnoliopsida; Lamiales; Lamiaceae
Product: pentatricopeptide repeat-containing protein At5g66520-like
Exons: 1
Coding region: 1-1761 (586 amino acids)
Biological process (GO): RNA modification
Molecular function (GO): RNA binding; zinc ion binding; protein binding
Source: RefSeq, a predicted model, not a curated record
AUGUAUAAAAGAGAGGUGGAGCAGAGCUGCCUUCGCCUUCUUCACCUCUGCAACUCUUUCUCCAAACUCACUCAAAUUCACGCAAGAAUCCUCAAGCUCGGUCUGCAAAACAACCCUUUACUCCUCACCAAAUUCACCUCCAUUUCUUCACGCCUAAACGCCAUCCACCACGCUUGUUCCUUCAUCUUCUCCCCACAAUCACAACCCCAUAACUACGACGCCUUCCUCUUCAACACCGUCAUCGCCGCUUUUGCGGAAUCCCCUCAUUUCAAGCGCAAUAGCAUAUUUCACUACAACAAAAUGCUAAUCAAUUCCGUCCAACCAAAUAACUACACCUACCCUUUUCUACUCAAGGCUUGCGCCGGCAUUCGUGACUUGAAUUUAGGGGAAUCCGUCCACGCAUCGGUUUUAAAGCUAGGGUUUCACAGCGAAACGCAUGUUUUGAAUGCAAUGCUUCACAUGUAUUGCUGCUGCGAAGACGGGAUUUGGUACGCAGAGAAGGUGUUCGACGAAAUGACUCACAGAAGUUCGGUUGCUUGGAACACGAUGAUAGGUGGGUAUGUGAGGAGGGGAAGCUCCGCCGCAGCGAUGAGAUUGUUUAGAUCAAUGCAGAUUGCCGGUGCGAGGCCGGACGAGAUCACGAUGGUGACGGUGCUAUCGGCCUGCGCUGAUCUCGGCGCCCUCGAGCUCGGGAGGUGGGUGGAAUCGUACGUCGAGAGGGCGGGUCUCGAGAUGGGGGAGAAGCUCUGCAACGCGCUGAUCGACAUGUUUGCAAAGUGCGGCGACGUCGACAGCGCAUUGAGGCUGUUCCACGGCAUGCCCCCGAGGAAGAGGACUAUUGUUUCUUGGACUUGUGUCAUUUCAGCUAUGGCGUUGCACGGCCGCGGGGAGGAGGCCGUGCAACUCUUCGAGGAGAUGAGACGGGCCGGGGUCGUCCCCGACAGCGUGGCCUUCCUCUGCCUGCUCACGGCGUGCAGCCACUCCGGGCUGGUCGAGGAGGGGAGGCGGUAUUUCGACUCAAUGGUGAGAGACUACUCGAUUUCUCCGAGGAUCGAGCACUACGGAUGUAUGGUGGACUUGCUUAGUAGAGCCGGAUUAACCGAAUGUGCGAUCGAGUUCAUCAACGCGAUGCCGAUGGCGCCAAAUCCGGCCGUGUGGAGAGCUUUGGUGUCGUCGUCUCAUGCUCGAGCUCACUUGCUUCUUGGCGAGAGAGUCGCGGCGGAUCUCAUCCGGGCCGAGCCCACGCAGGAGGCGAACUACGUGAUGCUCGCCUCCGUCUACGCGAAGCUGUCGGAUUGGGAGAAGAAAACCAGAGUGAGGGAGGCGAUGAGGGAGAAAGGGAUCAAGAAAAUCCCGGGAAGCACCAUGAUCGAGCUCGGUGAUGGGAUUUACGAGUUCGUUGCAGGCGAUAAAUCGCAUAAAGAGAAGGCGAAGAUUUACGAGAUGGUGGAGGAGAUGGAGAGGAAGAUGAGGGCGUUUGGAUAUGUGUCGACGACGAAUGAAGUGUUGCUUGACAUUGAAGAAGAGGAUAAAGAGGGGGCUUUGAAUAGGCAUAGUGAGAAGCUGGCUAUUGCGUUUGCGCUGCUUAAGACUAGGCCAAGAUCGAUGAUUAGGAUGGUGAAGAAUCUGAGGGUUUGUGGGGAUUGUCACUCUGCUACGAAACUCAUAUCUUUGAUAUAUGAGAGAGAGAUAGUAGUGAGAGAUAGGAACAGGUUUCAUCACUUUAAAGAUGGGCUCUGCUCCUGCAAAGAUUUCUGGUAAUGUGUAAUGCUAGUUUGGUGAUAAAGGCUGGUAUGUUUGAGUGGUCUAUCUUUAUGAAAGUAUAAUAAUUUUAGAAGCAAUUAACAAAAGAAAAGAAA